GCUGUCUCUCGCUCCCUUCCUGCUGCAUCACAACAGCCGUUAGUAGCUCGAGUAGCACUAGUGACCGGGGGGACAGGAUAUCCACAGCUAUAUUCAUUGAUAAAAUAACUCCGUUGACGUUGCAGCACUCAACAACAUCCUAACACGGGGGUAACGGACAGGAACUGGUUGCAGUGCGAUAACCCCGCUCCAGCUGUUGGGAUAUGGCCAGGCCGGAACAGGUUCUGCUCUUGGAGCCUCAGCACGAACUGAAAUUCCGAGGUCCAUUCUCAGACGUGGUUACCACAAAUCUCAAGCUCUCAAACCCUACAGACAGGAAUGUGUGUUUUAAGGUGAAGACAACAGCGCCGCGCCGGUACUGUGUGCGGCCAAACAGUGGAAUCAUCGAUGCAGGCACCUCAAUCAAUGUCUCAGUUAUGCUGCAGCCUUUUGACUAUGACCCCAAUGAGAAGAGCAAACACAAGUUCAUGGUCCAGUCCGUGCUAGCACCUCCUGACAUGACUGACAUGGAGGGAGUGUGGAAGGAGGCCAAACCAGAGGAGCUGAUGGACUCCAAGCUGAGGUGUGUUUUCGACAUGCCUGUGGAGAACGAGAAAACGCACGACAUGGAGUCCAACAAGAUGAUGUCGUCCAGCUUGCUGAAGUCAGACUCCUCCACGCUGCCUCCAAAGUCAAUGAGCUCCACCCUCGAUGAUGGGGAGGUAAAGAAGAUCAUGGAGGAGUGUAAGAGGCUGCAGAUGGAGGCUCAGAGGCUACGGGAAGAAAACAAACAGAUCAGGGAGGAUGAUGGUCUGCGGAUGAGGAAGAGCAACGUGAUGUCAUCUCAGCACUCCUCAAUUGGCAUGAAGAAAGAUGAGGGGUUUAGCGCCCGCACGAUGGCCCUCAUUAUUCUCUUCUUUGUGGUGGGCGUCAUUGUGGGCAAGUUGGUCUUGUAGAUGGCAGCGCAGUUGGGUCGGCCGCAGCAUGCUUUCAGGGGGAUGAAAACAAACACGGGAUCUGGGAUUUUGGAUCAGAAAUGCCAUAUCCGCUGGGUGGGGGGUGGUACUAGUUUUGAUUCAGUCUCAUUUAUGUAAAAAAAAAAAAAAAAAAUCAAAGGUAAUGUAUGAGAAAAUAAAGAAGAAAAAAACGAUAUGAACAAACCUACUGUUACAGGUCUUGCCUCUACGUAAUCAUCACAUAAUCAUUCUGGCCCUCUUUCCCAAAGUUUCAUGUAUAUAGAUGACUGGUUCUGUGGGGGAGGGGGGAAUGGAAACAUGAUUUAAUGCUAGUGAUCCAGACCAAUUUUCUAACACCGGCGAGGUAGUGUUGGUGCGACUGAGUCAGUUUGCAAUUGUGUGAAUGUCAUUUUAGUGUAUUGUUGUUUCUUUUUCUAAGCGAUGGAGGCCAGGGCCUAUGUAUAUGUAUACGUAAUCCCCCCCACUGUACAGUAGAUCCAGGUGUUCCUUCCAGCUAAACCCCCUUUAAGGAAGGGACUUACCAGAGAGAUGAUCCACACAGUCGGGGUUACACACAGGGCUAUCAAACUGACUCCUGCAAUCAGAGGCUUUAUAAAAUCGGCUCGUCUUUGAUUGUAGAACAACCUUGAUCACUGUAAGAAACACUAUACCAUAGGGGUUUUCUUUCCUCGUGUCGUUUUUAUUUUCACUCUACCUUAUUCCCGCCACUGGUCACUCAGUGCUCACCACACCCCCAGUUGCCAGAGGGGGAUGUUUGAUUGCAUGCGUUCACACACAAAGAGUGUUGCAUCUGGACUUUUGAAUCUAAUUUAAUUGCUUUUAUAAUGGUGAUAAUAAUAUGUCAUUUGGCUGUAGGUUUGCACAACUACAUUUUCAGUUUUUGUUUUUCUUUCUCUCUUUUGUGUUUUGUUGCAUUUUUAUGAUUUUAAGUAAUUUUUUUUGUUGUUGUUAGGGUUGAGGCAUUUAAGAAUAUUGCAGCUACCAGAAAUGAGCUCCAGAUUUGUAGGAUUAGAUCAUAUCUGUAAACGUUAUCCAGAUGAAAGGCUUGCCUUGUGACCUAUUUGGGCAAGUUAUUCUCAGGCCAAGAUGGAGGUUUAUAUACAGUACUUUGACAUAUAUACAGUAUCUAUAUAUACAGUAUACACACUCUUAGAAAUGAAGGUGCCAUGGAGGGUUCUUCAGCUUGUCCAUAUGGAAGAACCCAACAUAAAAGGUUAUACCUAAAACCAUCUGUGAAGGUUUGACCCAGUACCCCACCUGAGAGGUUCUACAGAGAACCUUGUAUGGUAUAAUGGAUCCAACUAGAACCCUCUCUGGGUGUUCCAUUCAAAAUCUUUUCACCUUCUGAGGUUGCUAACCAAGGUCAGACCAAGUAUUUGCGACAAGAUGAGUUGAAACUUGCAAUCUGCCAGUUCACACCAAUGCAGCUAGACGAGACAGCGUAUCAUAAGAGAAUAAGAGAAUGUUGCAGCAAGCGAACAGGCCGUCUGCAGACAAUUUACUGACUUGGCCAGCAGACUUUGCUACAGUUUCAUUGGCUGUGCAAACGGAUGACAUGCCUUACGUUCUAAAACCAGCCGCUGGUUAUUUGACAAGCUGAGUCGCAGAUCACACCAUCAGCUGGCGUGAAUCGAGCUGAGACCAGCCAGUUCACACUGCUGCAACUUUUCUCUCCAGAUGGCUCCAUCUCGUUGUUAAUCUUUGGUCUGAACUAGAUUUAACAAGAAUACACCAAGAACCCCUUUAUAUUCCAUUAAACGUGAAUAAACAUUUUAUUUGAGGGUCAGGAUUUUUAACUCCUAUGCUUUCAACAGUCCUUGUAGAACUCUCCCCCAUACAGGGUUCCUUAUCGGGGCGUAAUUCACUAGUUUGAUCAUGAUAUGACACUAUAUCGAUUCUUUGGACAACGAUGUGAUAUUUGCUGAUAUCACAAAGUCUGCCAUUACACGAUUUUGAUUUGAUUCAGUCAGUUGGUUACAGGAGAAGCUGCCACCCAUCUAUGCUUUGGGCCAUAAAAGAUUAAAAGACCACAUAAAUAAUUUUAACCAUAUAAUUGUAAUUAAGUUUACUUUAAAUUGACUCACACACAUAAAGCAGCAUAUGUGAGGAGUUAGCCUUAGGGCUUUCUGAUGGAAAGCAAUUACUAAAGGAUUGUUUUUCAUUUUAACCCAAACUAUGAUCUUAUCCUAAACUUUAGGGCUAUCUGGCUAAAAGCCCUGAAGGCAAACUUAACCAUAAAACAAGGUUUAACAACAAGAGCACUUAACAAGAGUAUGACAUUCAGCUCAUGAAAACUGUCAAGGUUCAUAAACAAAACUAGAAAGUAGUCAACCAUCAUUAGCUUAAGUACUUUUACAUUGUAUAAAUUAGCCUAGCAGCUGGCAGACUUUUCCUCUGUUUAUAGCUUUGCAAAUAAGAUGUAUUAUUUUUAGUUUUUCUUACUCACUAUUGAUUUAAGUCCCUGCAUCUCCCGACUGAACAGCACAGUUGAAUUUGAGUCUGCAUCAUGUUUUUUCAGCCUCACAUUGUUGAAAUAGAGCAGCUAAUGUUGCUGUUGUGUAAGUUAGAGUGAGAUGCCCGGCCAGGCAAGUACGCCGAUUUCCUGAGAACGGCACUGUUUGCAUGUAGCAUAUGCUUCGUCUGUUGACCCGUAUUUACUCCGAAAUAUGAAAUAUCUCCACAUUGCUGAUUUACUUCAGAGUAACUAACCUUACCCUCAUUGUCUUUUGCUCAGCUGCUGCUGUUUGACGUUGACACAAAAUUCCAAAAUAAAGGCAUAUUCUAUUGAUGAUACCGGAUCAUCGAAUCGAUGUAUUAAUCAAGAUUGAUAGUCUUCAAAGAACCCUUGAAGGACUCUUUCUUAAAAAAAAAAAGGGUUCUUCAAAAAGAAAUGGUUAUGAAGAACCCUUUUGGAGCCCUUAUUUCUAAGAGUGUACACACACACAUAUACACACACACACACACACCAAAAGCAUGCGUAUAUAAAGAAAGAAGUGGACAGGAGGUGCAUGUAGAGGCGAAUGUGUUUCCCUUACAACAUCAACAACACCAAGGUCCUAUUUCAGUGUCCUCACAAAGGGACCUUGGUCAUUUCCAGCUCUUUUUUUUUUUUUUUUUUUUUGUUCUCUCAUAUUUUCCUACUGAGCCAUACAUUUGUUGACGUUCUGUUUUGUUUGGGGCAAAUGUAUGUCAGAGAUCAACUGAGUGUUUCAAGCUGCCUGCUCCAGCUCUCUGCUGCUGGUGAUUUUUGCUGGAGGGGGGUUUUAUUUCCACUCCACUGCAGGCGUGUGUUCAGUUUUUGGUGUUUGUUCAGCAUUUAUCCGUUGCUUAUUAAUGUUACAUCCUCACUGCAUUUUAAGUCGUGUUCAUUACUCAUGUCGGUCGUGUUUAAUGCACUAACAUUAAGAGUCUCUCUCCUUUGAUCUUCCUGCUGCAUACAUUUUUUUUUUCUCAAGCGAGAGGUGGGGGGAAAACAUACAGCCUAGCCUAUAUCCUUGAGGGGACCACAUUGUGACAUUGUACUGUUCCAGAGCCAAUGGUUAUUUUGAUCAAAAAUAAACACAAACAUACUAACAAAUUGUUUCCUCUCCAAAUUUGCAUGAGGGAAGAAAGCAAUGGAGGAUGUCAUUUUACUUUGUGAUAUCUGAAGGAAAAAGAGCAGCAUAUUUUUAUCCCCCUGUGUCCACAUACGAUGCAGGAGUGCAUUACCCUUACCGUUAAACUGAAAGAGAAAAUGACAGACUUCAACCAUAUUUUCAUGUUAAGUGGAGUGGAAGAUGAUGGAUUUGACUGGCGGAUAAGCGAUUGAAAUAAACAUGAGCUUGUGUUUCUACUGUAUCUCUGUAAAGUUGUUGGGUUGAGGAUGACUUGCUGCUUAGAGGGAGGGCAGAGCAGACCUGAGCUACAGUCCUAUUUUGGGUUAUCAGACCUGGGUCACGUAGUAUUUGCAGCAAAUUCUUUUUGUUCAAAGAAUCCUGGUUGGUUAUGUGAUUCAUAACUCUCCUGUAAUCCUCACCAAUGUGGUACUCCAAGUAGGAUUAAACAGACAUUAUUAAUUACAUGUGAAUACUAAAUGAUCCAGGUUCAGUUGUAAAACACACUACACUGACCUGUCCUGGAGUCUCUGACCAUCACCGUGAUCAAUGUAAGCAGUCGGCAAACUGUUUUGUAUGUAUAUAAAUAAAUAAAUAAGUCUAUCCAAGAAGAUUAAUAUUCCUAGUUCAAGUAGUCUCUCUGGUGUAUAAAAACAACCCAACCUGGUUGGACUAUGUAGCAUCUUAAUAAAUUAAAUGAAUAAAG
Molecule: messenger RNA, 5255 nt
Organism: Epinephelus fuscoguttatus (brown-marbled grouper)
Lineage: Eukaryota; Metazoa; Chordata; Actinopteri; Perciformes; Serranidae
Product: vesicle-associated membrane protein-associated protein B/C-like
Exons: 6
Coding region: 204-935 (243 amino acids)
Biological process (GO): endoplasmic reticulum membrane organization
Cellular component (GO): plasma membrane; endoplasmic reticulum membrane
Molecular function (GO): FFAT motif binding
Source: RefSeq, a predicted model, not a curated record